Messenger RNA from Penicillium daleae, 1482 nucleotides. RefSeq lists its product as uncharacterized. Gene Ontology annotation, molecular function: carbohydrate:proton symporter activity. The transcript has 13 exons. Bases 1 to 1482 code for a protein of 493 amino acids. The record is from RefSeq and is a predicted model, not a curated record. Gene Ontology annotation, biological process: transmembrane transport; carbohydrate transport. Gene Ontology annotation, cellular component: membrane. Lineage: Eukaryota; Fungi; Ascomycota; Eurotiomycetes; Eurotiales; Aspergillaceae.
AUGUCAUUCCUUGUGGGAAGACAGUUGGCCUGGGCCAUCACGACCACUGCGGGCAGUGGUUUCUUGCUAUUCGGUUAUGAUCAAGGUGUCAUGUCCGGUUUAUUGACGGGAGAUGCGUUCACCGCAAGAUUCCCUGAGAUUGACACGACCACAACUGGGCAUGGCAGCUCAUCCCUCCAGGGAACAGUGGUUGCUAUCUACGAAAUAGGAUGUUUCCUUGGGGCUAUCAUGUCUUUGUUUGUUGGUGAAAAAAUCGGUCGCCGCAAGUGCAUCAUGGCUGGAUGUGUGAUUCUGAGUAUCGGUGCUGCGCUUCAGUGCAGUGCCUACAGUAUUUCUCAUCUUAUUGUGGGCCGUAUUAUUGCUGGCAUUGGCAAUGGUCUCAACACUAGUACUAUCCCUGUCUGGCACUCGGAGUUGAGCAAAGCCGCGAGUCGUGGAAAGGGGUUGGCCAUUGAGCCAUCAACAUAUUUGGUUUUAUGCUUUCAUAUUGGGUUGGUCAACUAUGGGUUUUCGUACAACAAGAGUGAAGCUCAGUUUCGCUUCCCUAUCGCACUGCAGAUCGUCUUUGCUAUUCUUACGUUCAUCGGUGUUGUGUUUCUGCCGGAAUCACCACGCUGGCUUAUCAAACAUGGAAAGGAAGACAAGGCUCGCCAGAUUAUUUGGAGACUGCAGGAUAAUGCCAGAGAGAUUGAUGAGAGUGACACUGUUGUCAGUCUUGAGGUCCAGGAAAUAUCUCAGGCCAUUAGAGAAGAGCAAGCGGCCUCGACCGAGGGAUCCUUCAAGCUCAUCUUCCAGAAUGGACCACAGCGCUUUUUCUACAGAACACUCUUGGGCAUGGGUGGACAAAUGAUGCAGCAAAUCUCCGGAAUCAACCUGAUCACAUACUAUGCAACCGUGAUUUUUGAAGAGUCUGUUGGGAUGGAUCACAAUACGGCACUCCUGCUGGCUGGAUUUAACGGACUCGGUCGCCGUAAGCUGAUGAUGUUUGCCGUGACUGGCCAACGCGCCUGCAUGGCCAUUCUGGCGGGAACAGUAUGGAAUGGCGGACAUGCAGCUGGAUUAGUUGCAACAGUCAUGCUAUUCAUGUUCAACUUCUUCUUCGCAGUUGGCCUCCUUGCUAUCCCUUGGCUACUGCCUGCGGAGUACUCGCCACUUGCCAUUCGAACCCGAUCGGCGGCUCUCGCGACUGCAACGAAUUGGAUUUGCACUUUCUUGGUUGUCGAAAUCACACCCGUCAGCAUUUCUAACAUCGGUUAUCGAACGUACAUAUACUUUGCUAUUUUCAAUUUCUGCUUCCUUCCUCUGAUAUAUCUCUUUUACCCGGAGGCUCGUAACCUUACCCUCGAGCAGAUCGAUCACCUUUUUACAGGAGAAAAGGUCAAACUUUACUGGCAUCCGUCCAUGGGCAUGGCCGGGGACGUCGAUGCAUGGAUUGCUCAGGGCAAGGAUCUCGAGAGCGUGAAUGCUCAACACGUCGAGUAG